AUGGAUGAUCAGAGUGUAAGGAAGGGCGGUUUCCAGAAUGGCACCAAGCCUCCUGACCCCCCCUGCCCCCCCUCACACACACACAAGGAGGACAAAGCUACCGUGCUGCAGAAAGAGGUCGGCCUGGUGAGCGGUGUGUGUUUGAUUGUGGGGACGAUGAUCGGUUCCGGAAUCUUCAUCUCUCCCAAAGCGGUGCUGCAGGGGACGGGAGCGGUCGGACCCAGUCUGUGUAUCUGGGCAGCAUGCGGACUACUGGCUACACUUGGGGCUCUGUGCUAUGCCGAGCUGGGUACUAUGAUUACCAAGUCGGGUGGUGAAUACUCGUACCUCAUGGAGGCCUUUGGGCCGGUGCUGGGCUUCCUAUACGGCUGGACAACCAUCAUCGUCCUCAAGCCUUCAUCCUUCGCCAUCAUUGCCCUCAGCUGUGCCGAGUACGCGGCCACGCCCUUUUACCCAGCAUGCACCCCUCCACGCAUCGUCAUCAAGAGCCUCGCCGCCGCCUUCAUCAUGAUCAUCUCCCUGGUUAACUCUCUGAGUGUGCGCUUGGCCAACUACGUCCAGAACUUCUUCACGGCCGCCAAGCUCUUCAUCAUCUUCAUCAUCGUAGCGGCCGGAGUCGUCCUCCUCGCUCAAGGGAACACUCAGAAUCUCAGGAAUGGGUUUGAAGGGGCGACAACAUCGUUUGGAGACAUCGGACUGGCCUUCUACAACGGACUGUGGGCCUACGAUGGCUGGAAUCAACUGAACUUUAUUACAGAGGAGCUGAAGAAUCCGUACAGGAACCUGCCUCUGUCUAUCCUGAUAGGUAUUCCGCUGGUGUCAGUGUGCUACCUGAUGGUUAACGUGGCCUACUUUACCGUCAUGACACCCGCUGAACUCCUACAGUCAUCUGCUGUCGCCGUGACGUUUGCGGACCGUGUGCUGUACCCCAUGUCGUGGGUGGUGCCUCUCUUCGUCGUCUUCUCCACGUUCGGGGCGGCCAAUGGGAGCUGCUUUACUGCCGGCAGGUUGACGUAUGUGGCUGGGCGAGAGGGUCACAUGAUUAAGAUUCUGUCCUACAUCAGCCUCAAAUACUACACACCAGCUCCUGCGCUCGUCUUCAACGGUUUCCUGGCUAUAAUCUACAUCAUCCCUGCGGACAUCAACACUCUGAUCAACUACUUCAGUUUUGCCCAGUGGCUAAUCUACGGCCUCACCGCCCUCGCACUCAUCGUCAUGCGGCACACCAGGAAACACCUGCACAGACCAGUCAAGGUGCCUGUGGUGGUUGCAGGGCUGGUGGUGUGUGUGUCGUGUUACCUGGUGUUGGCCCCCAUCAUUGAGAAGCCGGCGUUGGAGUAUCUCUACUGCACAGCUUUCAUCCUCAGCGGCCUGAUCAUAUACCUGAUCUUCAUACACCACACACACACCUGGACUAGCAGAGUCACGGGGCCAAUCACCAAACACCUACAGCUGCUGAUGCAGGUGGUUCCCCCAGAGAAGAUGGACUGAAGACCACACACACACACACACACACACACACACACACACACACACACACACACACACACACACACACACACACACACACACACACACACACACACACACACACACACACACACACACACACACUGGACUCUAUUGGGUCAGAUCUAUAUGUGUCUUCAGAAGCUUCAACUCUUCAGUCUUCAACUCUUCAACUCUUCAUCUGUCUGUUUUGUUUCCAGACUGUUCAGACCCACAUGUGUCUCUGUGUUUGUCUAUCAGGCCUGGCUGUAUUGGCAUCAAAGGCGUUUUAGUGGUCAGGGUUUGUCUAUCAGGCCUGGCUGUAUUGGCAUCAAAGGCCUUUUAGUGGUCAGGGUUUGUCUAUCAGGCCUGGCUGUAUUGGCAUCAAAGGCGUUUUAGUGGUCAGGGUUUGUCUAUCAGGCCUGGCUGUAUUGGCAUCAAAGGCCUUUUAGUGGUCAGGGUUUGCCACUACUAAUGCUAAUGCCACUAUUGUAUGGAUUAUUGUAUGGAUUGUUUUUAGUGGAUUAUCUAAGUGGCAUAUUCAGUGCAGUAGGCCUACAUUAAUUACAUUCUGUUUGUGUUAUUAUCAAUAUAUUUUUGUAUUAUCAUUAAUUAGAAAUUAAUGAGCAUUGGCUGUGGUUGUACCACCUUACGUCUGAACCAAAAAAACGUCAUUUCAUCAAAUCAUUUACA
Molecule: messenger RNA, 2181 nt
Organism: Engraulis encrasicolus (European anchovy)
Lineage: Eukaryota; Metazoa; Chordata; Actinopteri; Clupeiformes; Engraulidae
Gene: slc7a9
Product: solute carrier family 7 member 9
Exons: 13
Coding region: 1-1491 (496 amino acids)
Biological process (GO): amino acid transmembrane transport
Cellular component (GO): membrane
Molecular function (GO): L-amino acid transmembrane transporter activity
Source: RefSeq, a predicted model, not a curated record